Molecule: messenger RNA, 276 nt
Organism: Gastrolobium bilobum
Lineage: Eukaryota; Viridiplantae; Streptophyta; Magnoliopsida; Fabales; Fabaceae
Product: protein CASPARIAN STRIP INTEGRITY FACTOR 1-like
Exons: 3
Coding region: 1-276 (91 amino acids)
Source: RefSeq, a predicted model, not a curated record
AUGGGUCUCAUGCUUCUCAAGAAGUUCACUCUUCUCUUCCUCCUUAUUUCUGGAUCACUUUUAUCAACUUCUUUUGCAGGUGGACGAUCAAAGUUUAUCAGGAACUUGGCUGCAGAAGUGAAUGAAGUCCAAGAGGAAACACCGAGGAAGCCACUGAAUAAUGAAGAAGUAAGAACCAUCCACGAGAGGCUUCUUAGGACUCUCGCAAAAGAUUACGGACGAUAUGAUCCAUCGCCGGCUCUUUCUAAGCCUCCUUUCAAGCUCAUACCCAAUUGA